This is a messenger RNA of Charadrius vociferus (killdeer), 483 nucleotides long. RefSeq names its product complexin 4 (gene CPLX4). Gene Ontology annotation, cellular component: terminal bouton; SNARE complex. The transcript is spliced from 3 exons. The record is from RefSeq and is a predicted model, not a curated record. The coding region runs from base 1 to 483 and encodes 160 amino acids. Lineage: Eukaryota; Metazoa; Chordata; Aves; Charadriiformes; Charadriidae. Gene Ontology annotation, molecular function: syntaxin binding. Gene Ontology annotation, biological process: synaptic vesicle exocytosis; neurotransmitter transport; regulation of neurotransmitter secretion.
AUGGCCUUUCUAAUGAAAAGUAUGUUGAGCAACCAGGUAAAGAAUUUGGGACUUGGAGGUGGAGGGGAAGAAAGCAAAGAAGAAAGCACUCCUUCUGAUCCAGCAGCAGCUGCAGGAAUGACCAGAGAGGAGUAUGAGGAAUAUCAAAAGCAAAUGGUUGAGGAGAAGAUGGAAAGAGAUGCAGCAUUUGCACAGAAAAAAGCAGAGCGAGCCUGUCUGAGGGUUCAUCUGAGAGAAAAGUACAGACUCCCUAAGAGUGAAUUGGACGAGAAUCAAAUACAGAUGGCUGGAGAUGACGUGGAUUUGCCAGAAGACCUUCAGAAGAUGGUGGCAGAAGAUCAGGUGGAGGAAGAGGACAAGGACUCUAUCCUGGGACAGCUGCAGAACAUCCAGAAUAUGGACAUGGAUGCGAUCAAAGAAAAGGCACAAGCCACCUUCACCGAAAUUAAACAGGCUGCUGAGCAGAAAUGUUCUGUGAUGUAG